Molecule: messenger RNA, 800 nt
Organism: Aspergillus sclerotioniger CBS 115572
Lineage: Eukaryota; Fungi; Ascomycota; Eurotiomycetes; Eurotiales; Aspergillaceae
Exons: 1
Coding region: 113-328 (71 amino acids)
Source: RefSeq, a predicted model, not a curated record
GGGAGCCUGCGCCCAGGCUCCUGUCGGGCUGUCCAGCCUCUCCAGCCACAGUCGCCCACUUUCUCCCCGUCUUCUACCGUCUCCUGAGCAUUGCCUGAUGACGGUGGUGCCGAUGGCCCUUGUUGCCUGCCCCUUUCGCAUUGCUUCUGCUGGCACUGGGGCCGCGGUGAUGUGGCGGUACGAGGCUGACCGUCAUUCCACCAACUGGCUGGCUGUUGCUGCCCGUUUCGUCCCGUCUCGCCUGGUCAGGAUUCUUACACCAGAAAAACCAGGGAUGGGGUCUGUCAUUGGCCCCCACUGGUAUCAACAGCGGUUUCUUACAGCCUGAUACACGACCAAAUCACCUGACAGUCUCAGCUAUUAAUAACAUACCAAUAUUACGGGUAUUGAAUCCCUCGACCUAAACAGGGACGUGAUGGACAUCCAGGAAAUACCUCAGGCCAGCCAGCUCCCAGUCGAGACCUCCUCCCAAGUGGAUCACACAUUUUACUAACUAUGGAACGAACUUAGCUGGCAGGUCCGUCGUGGACUUGUGGUACUACUGCUCCGUCACACGGACAAAGUACGAAGACCCAUCCUGAGCUACCUAGGGAAGUUGCUGUGGUCGAAUAAUCCUCAUGCCGUGUACUCAACCGUCUCAGGAGGAUCUCCAACCCGUAGACUUCUCUAGUUGCAAUAAGAACCACACUUUAUCAGCCAGCCCGGCCGAUUAUUGAGGUUGUCUCCUCAACCGUUGCGGUGUAGAUACCUAUUCCCCAAACAUACCGAGUACGGAGUACGGAGUAGGAAGAGAUAGUUCC